AUGGCGGAGCCACUACCCACAGAAGUCGAAGCCUCGUACUCGGCAAUCAUCGACGAGAUCUUACGCGGUAGUGACCUCAACACGAUUUCUGCAAAGCGCAUACGGAAGGGACUGCAAGAACGAGUCGAAUAUGAUACUACGCACCAAAAGGAUCAAAUCACCGCACUCAUCAUGCAGCGCUUCGACAAGUUCAACUCAGAACAGAACGGCAGUUCCGAACCCUCAGAGCCCAUCCCCACCGUCGAGAAUGGCGCCAAGGCCACCAAUGGAGACAUCUCGGACGCCUCAAACCACAAGCGAUCACCCGACGACGAAUCUGCUCUCUCAGAGCUCGAAGACUUCGUACCUCCGAAGAAGAAGGUCAAGAAAAGCAAAGUCGCCGAGGACGACGAUGCAGCUUAUGCAGCGAGACUACAGGCUGAAGAGAAUGCGCGGAUGCGGUCGACGCGUGGCGGGAACACUAAGCGGAAGGCACCUGCGCCAAAAAAGAAGACUAAGAAGAAGAGCUCGAACAAGGUCAAGGAUGAGGAUGACAGUGACAUUGCGUCUGGUAGUGGAGGGGAGAAGAAGAGCCCGAGUCGGAAGGGAGGUUUUCACGUACGGUUUACCCAUCCCAGCCCAACUGCCUACUUUUUGAAUCACAACCUGACAAUGAGCCCACAGAAACCGAUGGCACUCUCUCCCGCACUUUCCGAACUCCUCGGCGAAACCCAGCUCUCGCGCCCUCAAACCGUCAAGAAGAUAUGGGAAUACGUCAAGGAGCGUGAACUGCAAGAUCCGAGCGACAAGCGACAGAUCCGGUGCGACGACGCCAUGCGUGCUGUCUUCAAGCAGGACCGCGUACAUAUGUUCACUAUGAACAAAAUCCUUAAUCAGAAUCUAUAUGCGGUGGACGAGGUGAAUUAG
Molecule: messenger RNA, 906 nt
Organism: Cucurbitaria berberidis CBS 394.84
Lineage: Eukaryota; Fungi; Ascomycota; Dothideomycetes; Pleosporales; Cucurbitariaceae
Product: SWIB-domain-containing protein
Exons: 3
Coding region: 1-906 (301 amino acids)
Biological process (GO): transcription initiation at RNA polymerase I promoter; nucleolar large rRNA transcription by RNA polymerase I
Cellular component (GO): RNA polymerase I upstream activating factor complex; nucleus
Molecular function (GO): RNA polymerase I cis-regulatory region sequence-specific DNA binding
Source: RefSeq, a predicted model, not a curated record